AUGCGAAACUCGCAGCUCCUCACGCUGCCUGUUGCUGACGCUGCUGAUGCUACUCCUACUGCUGCUACUGCUGCUGCUGCUGCUGCUGCAGCUGAGGCUGUAGAGCCCUCAGUGGUGCUCCCGCAUGAUCCCAGACAGACCGACCACAGCAGGUCGCACUUCUUCCUCCUCCGCCGCUCCGACCAACUGCGGAACUCCGAGCUCCUUGCCGUGCCUGCUUCAGAAGAUGCUGAUGUGGAGGGAUCUCAGCCGUUGGUGCUGCUGCCGCAUGACCCCAGUGUGAAGCUCCAAUCAGUGACAGCCUUCAAGCGCCACGUGGUCGUGUUUGAGAGGGUGAAGGGGCUCCAACGGAUCAGAUCCAUCCCCUUGCGAUCCGACGGCUCUCCUGCACCUGAAGCUGCCAAACUGGUGGAAUUCGAUGAAGCAUCAUACGAGAUCCGGGCCCUAAGAAGCCGGUUUGACCCACCUCGCAACGUGUUACCUCAUACUCCUUCCACCACCCCGUCUCCUUGCUUUGCCUUCAACAGGGUGGAAUUCGACGAAGCAGCAUACGAGAUCCGAGUCCUCAGAAGCCGCUUCGAAUCGCCCCUCCUCCGCUACUCUUUCUCCUCCCUCGUCACCCCCACCACUGUGUUCGAGCGAGACAUGGACACAGACAGGCAGGCUGCUAGGAAAGUCGACUGGUCGCCCCUCCUCCGCUUCUCCUUCUCCUCCCUUGUCACCACCACCACUGUGUUCGAGCGAGACAUGGACACAGACAGGCAGGCUGCGAGGAAAGUCGACUGGCUUGGGCCAUCUUUUGACCCCUCGCUCUACUCCUCCCGCCGUCUCUUUGCCACAGCAGCAGACGGCACACAAGUCAGUCCGUCGUUCGACCCCUCGCUCUACUCCUCUCGCCGUCACUUCGCCACGGCAGCAGAUGGCACACAAGUUGGUCCAUCCUUUGACCCCUCGCUCUACUCCUCCCGCCGUCUCUUCGCCACCGCAAAAGAUGGCACACAAGUGUCCAUAUCGCUCGUCCAUCGCAACACCCCUGCCAAUGUUGCCGGCGCUCCCAGCGUUUCUACUGAUGCUGCUGCCUGCAGUGGGCCCCCUUGGCCCAUGCUGCUCUACGCCUACGGUGCUUAUGAGGUGCCCUCGCGCCUCUCUUUCUCCCCCGACCGUCUCUCCCUACUCGACCGAGGGAUGGCGGUGGCUGUAGCGCAUGUGAGGGGAGGAGGGGACUGGGACUAUCAGUGGUACCUAGACGGGAAGCUUCUGAGAAAGCGCAACACGGUGUGGGAUGUGAUUGCGUGUGCCGAGCACCUGAUCAAGGAAGGGUGA
This is a messenger RNA of Closterium sp. Naga37s-1, 1323 nucleotides long. The record is from the annotation of a GenBank genome assembly. NCBI's taxonomy places the organism in Eukaryota, Viridiplantae, Streptophyta, Zygnematophyceae, Desmidiales, Closteriaceae.